AGUCAGCAACUUCCCGGCCCGGCCGCACCUGUCAGCGCCCGGCCGGCGGCGGCCCCGCCACACUGCCGCCAAGCGCGGCGCGGUGUCGCAAACCCCCCCCUCCGCCCGGCCGCGCCGCUCUUCCGCGCGACACCCUCCGGGGAGGGAGAGCGGCGCGGCGCCACACCGCCGUGCGGCGCGGAAAGCGUCGCAAAGAGCGGCCAUGUGGAGGGGCGCGGCGGUAGCGGCCGCGCUGUGCCUGGGCGCCGCCUGGCUGCUGGGUCGCGGGUUCGAGCCCCGCGGCCGCCUGCUGAGCGCGGCCGAGCUGCGGCGGCACCGAGGCGCUGAGGGCGAGCCCGGCCUCUACCUCGCCCUGCUGGGCCGGGUCUUCGACGUGGGGAGCGGCCGCAAGCACUACGGCCCCGGCGGGGCGUACGAGGGCUUGGCAGGGAGGGACGCGAGCAGGGCGCUCGCCACCGGCGACUUCAGCCCCGCGGGCCUGGUGGACGACGUCUCGGCGCUGACCCCGGCGGAGCUGGCCGCCCUCCGCGGCUGGAUGGACUUCUACAGCGCCCGCUACGCCUUCGUGGGGAAGCUGGUGGGCAGAUUCUAUGACGAAAACGGGGCACCGACAGAAGCCCUGCGGCAGGCUGAGGCAGCGAUGGAAGAAGGUCUGAGGCUGAAAGCAGAAAGCGACCGCAGGAAGGAGCAGUUUCCACCCUGCAACUCGGAGUGGAGCUCUGCCAAGGGCAGCCGAUUCUGGUGCUCCAGACAGAGUGGGGGAGUGAACAGAGACUGGAUUGGAGUCCCCCGGAAGCUGUACAGACCUGGUUCGAAGGGGACUCAGUGUGUGUGCGUGAGAACUACUGGGCCCCCUUGGGGACAGCCGGACUCAACGGAGCACAGUGACAGAGGUGAUCUGGAUAACCCUCACCUGGAGGAAUAUGAUGGCUGCCAUCCACUGGCCGAGCAGUGUGUCCUGAAUGUGUGACUGAGUACUGGAUCUGAGGGCCGUGGAGUCCUCCAGUGAAAUGUUGUACUUGGGGUGAGCACUUCAGCUCCGUUCCUUUCCAUCUGUCUGUGCAAAGGGAGUGGCGGCAAUUUGUGUUGUCACUUUUCUUAAUGUGGAGAUGGAGGUGAGAGAAGGAAGAAACACUUUAGCCAAGUCACACUGGCUAAAAACAUCAGCAAUUUUUCUUAAGUGUUUUUGCUUACAGCAUUUUUAUAUCUGGUGACAAACCAUAAGAUGCACAACCUGAACUAUACUUAAAAAUGGAUUUCUUGUACAGUCAGAAAAUAGCUGCUUGUGUGCAUGACAGGGAGGGUAACGUGUUGUGCUUCAGGACAGUAAGGCAGCAAGCACAGGAACUGCUGCAGCAGCAGCACAGGUUUAUGCACAACCACCCACUGUCACUUGAAAUGUGCUCACUGCAUUGUAGUGUUAAUGCUCUUUCCCAGUCACUUGCUUUGCUCCAAAGAAUUUACAGGUAGGAGGGAAAAGCCUCACUUUCCCCUACAACUAAGGUACGUAGCAUCUAGGAGCUUGUGUGGUUGUUACACACAAGCUCUGCUUAUCAGAUCCUUGGAAUACAGGAGGCAAAGGUCAGAGCAGCAUUUCCUCAUUCAGUGUUUGUAUUAGAUAGGGAGCAAAGAAGAUAUUGAAGCCACCUAUGAGGAUUGCUGCUUUAAAUUAACCUCACCACCCUGAUCCUCUCAUUCACUGCUUUUAAACUUCAAGAAUUGGUAGCUCGAACUAGGCGAUAAUAAAAGCUAUGUAGCAACAUGACCCUCCUGCUGUAAUUUGCCUCCUGUUUCCAUCCUGGAUUAUAAUCUAAUUUACGUGUCCAUCAGGCUAUAACCUUGAUGUAUCCUCACGAGACCCAGCUCCUUUAAAGGCUGUACAUAUUUUAUCAGAGCUGGCAGAAUUUGUUAAUCUGUUACUCCCAGAAGAGCAAGUCAAAUCAUCACAAUUUUGUGCAGGGCUGAGGAUGAGGGGCCUUGGUGCUGUUAAUGCCGGCUGGGGGAGGCAGGGGCUGGUUACUGGUAGAAUGGGUUGGUGGUGUAGCUGCGGGAGAGGCGCUCAGGUUACCUACAAACCCACAAAAAUCUGUGCUGCGCUGUAUUCAGCUCUUUUUCCUCAAGGCAACUCAACACCUAUUUAUAAACAGCUGGGAGGCAUUUAUAAACUCAUUCUGUUUUGAGCUGCCACUACCCCUAAGAAAAAAUCUCACAAAUUGAAGUAAUUCGUUAAUGAAGUAGUGGGAUUAUGGGAGGCUGAGCAACAUUCCUUAAAAGCAAGAAUAAUCAUUGCAGUGACAGCAGGAACGUGUUAGAGCACUUUUCACCUGUUGUGUUUAAUGAGGCUACAGCUGUCAUGGAUGAGAACCAUACAGCAAUCUAAACAUGUACAUACUUCAUUGUAAUAAAUGUUUUGUUUUUUUUAAA
Messenger RNA from Cygnus olor (mute swan), 2424 nucleotides. RefSeq names its product neuferricin. The transcript has 4 exons. Bases 203 to 970 code for a protein of 255 amino acids. The record is from RefSeq and is a predicted model, not a curated record. Gene Ontology annotation, cellular component: endomembrane system; membrane. Lineage: Eukaryota; Metazoa; Chordata; Aves; Anseriformes; Anatidae.